Messenger RNA from Arabidopsis lyrata subsp. lyrata, 780 nucleotides. Its product is annotated as trafficking protein particle complex subunit 2-like. The transcript has 6 exons. Gene Ontology annotation, cellular component: nucleus; TRAPP complex; cytoplasm. The record is from RefSeq and is a predicted model, not a curated record. Gene Ontology annotation, biological process: endoplasmic reticulum to Golgi vesicle-mediated transport. The coding region runs from base 157 to 564 and encodes 135 amino acids. Lineage: Eukaryota; Viridiplantae; Streptophyta; Magnoliopsida; Brassicales; Brassicaceae.
AUCGUGGAUUCAGGUAACUAAAAGCUUUUCUACUCUCUCCGUUGGAGAAGGAAGAGUCUGUUUCCGGCGAGCUCUACAGAUUUACGGCGAAGGCAAAUCGUUACAGCUACAUGGAACACAAGAUCUAGUUUCUUCUAGUUAGAGACGAAAGAUUGAAUGGCUAACACUGCCUGCUUUAUUAUUGUGGGUCGGAAUGAUAUUCCCAUCUAUGAAGCUGAAGUUGGAUCUGCUGCCAAAAGAGAAGAUGCUGCUCAGUUGCACCAAUUUAUAUUACAUGCCGCGUUAGAUGUUGUCCAAGACCUAGCAUGGACUACAAGUGCCAUGUUCUUGAAGUCAGUAGACAGGUUUAACGAUCUGGUUGUGUCAGUGUAUGUUACCGCAGGCCAUACCCGACUCAUGCUCCUUCAUGAUUCUCGCAAUGAGGACGGCAUCAAGAGCUUCUUUCAAGAGGUGCAUGAGCUUUAUAUAAAGAUUCUUCUGAACCCCUUGUAUCUUCCUGGUUCUCGGAUUACGUCGUCACAUUUUGACACCAAAGUACGUGCACUUGCAAGAAAGUAUCUGUAGAGAAGAAGGAGAUUCUGUUUGCAUUUGGUGGGUGAGGUCCAAUGCCCAAUUUACGCUUGUAUCCAUAUCGCAUAGUUCUCAGGUCAAUUUGUUUCUCUUUUCUUUUGAGUGCCUGGAUUUCUGUUAUUUCUAACUUGCAAGCAACAUUUCAAUAUUAUUGGGAUUCCUUGUUUAGUAUGAGUAAUGAUCCAUUCAAUCCAAACCCACAAUUUCAUC